UCUUCUCUAACUCCGGAUCUUUAUGGGUUGCGUGGCUGUCCCAUAACCGGUUUCGUGAUCAAAAUUAUUGGCUUGUGCGAGACUCUCAAUGUUUUUCUCCUACAAUACGUGGUAUGUUGCAGCUCAAGAAUCUCAUACCCCAAUUUCUUAGAUGUACUGUGGGUGAUGGUCAAUAUGCAUCCUUCUGGUAUGAUUACUGGACAGAAUUGGGUCCUUUAAGCAUUAUGUUUGGCUCAUCAGGCACCCGUCAACUCCAGAUUCCUAUCUCUGCUUCUGUAUCUGAGGCAGUGGUAAAUGGUAACUGGUUCUUUCCAUCAGCCCGUUCAGAAGAAGCGGUCACGUUACAGGUUGUCUUGUCAACCACUAGUGUCCCUUCUCCUUCCAAUGGUUCUGAUACCUACCGCUGGAGGGGUCAAUCUGGUGGUUUUACUUCUGAGUUUUCAACUCGUGUUACUUGGGACAGGUUGCGAGUUACUUCUCCAACUGUUUCUUGGUUUGAAGUGGUGUGGUUCAAGGAAGAAAUUCCUCGUUGUUCCUUUAUUACAUGGCUGUCUAUGUUGGCUAGAUUACCAACAAGAGAUCGAUUAUUGUCUUGGGGUUUACAAGUGCCGAAUUCUUAUGUUCUUUGUGCUGAUGGUCUUGAAUCCCACAACCAUCUGUUCUUUGACUGUCCGUUCGCGGUUCAGAUAUGGAACAAGUUCUGUGGGCGUUUUAUCUCAUUACCUCCUGCUCAUCUCCAAGCAUCAGUGCUUAUGUCCUCACAGUUUCAAGAUCCUUAUUCCUCUCAGGUUAAAGUGAUUUUCAAGCUGAUUUUGCAGGUGAUAAUCUACGGUUUGUGGCGGGAGCGUAAUGCUCGUAUCUUUAGAAAUGUGUCUCUUCCUCCUCCGGCCUUUUUCAAGUUGGUUGAUCGUUCUCAGCGUGACAGGCUACUCUCUUUUCCUCGGGACCCCUCUCAGGCACAUUCGUUGCUCGAGUUGUACUUUUGGUUUGUUGAUCCUUUUAGUUAA
Molecule: messenger RNA, 1007 nt
Organism: Brassica oleracea var. oleracea
Lineage: Eukaryota; Viridiplantae; Streptophyta; Magnoliopsida; Brassicales; Brassicaceae
Exons: 1
Coding region: 114-1007 (297 amino acids)
Source: RefSeq, a predicted model, not a curated record